Molecule: messenger RNA, 1633 nt
Organism: Ahaetulla prasina
Lineage: Eukaryota; Metazoa; Chordata; Lepidosauria; Squamata; Colubridae
Exons: 2
Coding region: 13-996 (327 amino acids)
Source: RefSeq, a predicted model, not a curated record
GCAGGCAUAUCAAUGGUGGGGGGGGAGGAAAGAAGAGGAAGAGAAAAAGGGGAAGAGGGUGAAUCACCCUGCAUUGGGGAUAUGCAGAGGAGACAACUGAAAUACGAAGAGCCAGAAUCAUACUUCCAGGGAAUGAAUCCAAUCUUAGCUAAAUUCAGGCAGAACAAGGAGAUGGCAGCCCCCCCCCCAACAGGAGGAAGGAUGGCUCCAUGCCUGGGGAUGGGAAAAGGAAGGAAGGAAGAAAGGAAAGGAGGGAGGGAGGAAAAGAGGGAGGGAGGGAGGAAGGAAAGGAGGGAGGGAGGAAGGAAGGAAGGAAAGGAGGGAGGGAGGAAAGGAGGAAGGAAGGAAAGGAGGGAGGGAGGAAAUGGAGGGAGGAAGACUCGGGGAAGGAAGGAAGUGAGGGAGGGGGGAAGGAAGACUCCACGCCUCGGGGUAGGGGAAGAGCCUUUGGCAAAGGAAGACCCUCCCUCGCCUUUGUCACAGGAUUGGAUUUCUUCCCGUUCAGGUUUUCCUCAAAUCGCUCCAGUGUCUCCAGUGGCAUGGGCGGGAAUUGGGAACCGAAAAGGAGUUGCUCCCCUUAACCCUUCAGGGAACCCACCCUGGCGGUGGGGGGGUGGGGGGAACCUACAGGGAAGAGAAGCCCACCUACAGCCAAGAGAGGCAAGAUUCCUGGCCCGCCCUCCAGAUGUUCUGGCUGGAGGAUGCAGAGACGAGCACAGCUGGAAGAGCUGGCUGGGGAAGGGAGGCGAGAAACGGGGGAAGGAAAGUGCGGAGAGAGCAGGACCGUUUGGGACGGAGGGCGCGCAGGCAGCCCCCUCCCCAGGGGAAGAAGUGUGGAGGGGGGGAGAAGACCCCACCCCCGUAGGCAGCGCAUACUGCAAAGGGGCGGCACCGACCUCCUGCACGGACGGACGGGCGCUGCUCGUUUUAUUAGCAAAAAUGGAAAAUGGCAGCUAUAAAAAUAGGUGGGAUUUUUUUUUAAUUUCUUCUUCUUAGAAAACUAGGCAACUGCUAUACUUUCACUCUUAGUGAUUUUAAUAACUUUUUAAAAUUUUGAAUGUAAAUCGAUUCGCAGAAGUUUUAUUGCUACACUGAGUUUGCAUCAAUAAGAAAUGUGUAUAAUUUCAAUCAAAAUACGUUUUCUAAAUUUCUCAUUUAAGAGUCAGAUUAGGUCCAAAAUCUCAGGGCUGGAAUUCAAAACUUUCCAUAUUCAAAACUUUGAUUAAAAGCAACUAGGUUAAUUCUACAAAAACAAAGAACUUUUUUCUUUUUAUUAUUUUUAAAAUAAAUUUAAUUUAUUCUGAAAGAAAUAUGUUAAAACAAUGAACGCAGUUGCAGCUUUUUCAUAAAGGAAAUAUUCCUACUUUGAAAACGUAAUGUAGAAAUUGUGCAGUAAAACUGCAAUCUUACAGUGAAAUUCGGUGCAAUAUUUGUAUUAAGGGUAUACUUUUAAAAAAAGUAAAAUGUUCUACUCUUUUGUAAUAAAAAUAACCAGCAUAUAAACAUUUUCCUUGUCUGCAAACACAACAAAAUGUUAUACCCCUGAAAUUUUCCCUACCUGUUCCAAAAGUUCAAGUCAAAAUUUCUGUCAAAUGCUGACAAUAAAGCAGUUUUUGUCACAAUUUUAGAUCAU